This is a messenger RNA of Alternaria hordeiaustralica, 846 nucleotides long. RefSeq lists its product as uncharacterized. Gene Ontology annotation, biological process: regulation of transcription by RNA polymerase II. Gene Ontology annotation, cellular component: chromatin. The record is from RefSeq and is a predicted model, not a curated record. Bases 1 to 846 code for a protein of 281 amino acids. The transcript is spliced from 2 exons. Gene Ontology annotation, molecular function: RNA polymerase II cis-regulatory region sequence-specific DNA binding; DNA-binding transcription factor activity, RNA polymerase II-specific. Lineage: Eukaryota; Fungi; Ascomycota; Dothideomycetes; Pleosporales; Pleosporaceae.
AUGCCCUUUCAGCAAGCGUUGUCGAUACUUUUGCAGGGAACGACAAAUGAGGAACUAGUCCAUCCUAUUCCGAGCCCAAUCGGCAACUACAUCCUUCUCCAUGCACUGCUUCAGCGGAUCCAUGUAGUCAGGGAGCUCUCCUUCCCCGCCACAUCACCGGCAACAAUAUCAGCUGCAGAGCUACAAGUCAUUGGUCGCGCACUCCGCGCAUGGACCUCUCUCUGGCAACAAACCCCGGAAUCAAUGCUUGACCCCAACAACGAGAGCGGCCCUAUCCCAUUCACAUCAAGCGCUCUGUUGGUGGUAGCUUACGUGCGGCUUUCUCUCGAUAUAGGACCAUACCGCCAUCUGGAGUCGCGCGACACCGACAUCAUAGCUAACGGCCUAGCAAACCUCCCAGACAUUGAGCGCAACGACAACAUACUAUCAGCCCUGUUGUACUCUACACACGCGCUCAGUAUACCCGUCAGAUUGGGUAUCGACAGGGUCGCGCGCAGCCAAGCAUUCUUCUGGAGCGUUCAGCAUGCCAUCUCAAGCUUCGAGUGUGCCAUCUUCCUUGGUAAAUGGCUGUGCUCUAUUCCUCGUCCAUUCCGCGAAGAGUCGCUGUCGCGAUCUGAGCAUCGAAUCCUUCACUGGGUGAGAUGUAUCAUCAAGGAAGCGUAUGCGGUGAUUGACUUUGAGGAUGCUGAAGAGACUGAUGGUUUCUUGACUGUACCCAGCGAGCCGUUUGCGCUUGGUCUGGCUGUGCUGAAUAUUUGGUCAAGGUUCUUUCGCGGUAACACGCAGUGGCAGUUUGUUGUGAAUCUCGGGUUGAGCUUAGAGAAAUACAUCGCCAAACUGGCUUGA